Molecule: messenger RNA, 1972 nt
Organism: Neogale vison (American mink)
Lineage: Eukaryota; Metazoa; Chordata; Mammalia; Carnivora; Mustelidae
Gene: TBCE
Product: tubulin folding cofactor E
Exons: 17
Coding region: 137-1765 (542 amino acids)
Biological process (GO): protein folding
Molecular function (GO): alpha-tubulin binding
Source: RefSeq, a predicted model, not a curated record
UUCCUAUCUUCCUAAAGAAUCACUUCCGGCCAAAGCCGGAAGCUUUGCUGCGGACCGGCGCGUGCGAGGGUCGCGGUUCCGACCACCCCGGUAGCAGCGGGGCAGAUCUCAUAUUUUGGAUUCUGGCUACGUUAUAAUGAAUGACACUUCGACAUCAGAUGUCAUUGGUCGACGAGUUGAGGUUAAUGGAGAACAUGCAACAGUGCGUUUUUCUGGUAUCGUCCCUCCUGUGGCAGGACUCUGGUUAGGAGUAGAAUGGGACAAUCCUGAGAGAGGAAAGCAUGAUGGAAGCCACGAGGGGACUGUGUAUUUUAAAUGCAGACACCCAACAGGGGGAUCCUUUAUUCGUCCCAACAAAGUAAAUUUUGGAGUGGGCUUUCUCACUGCAGUUAAGAAUCGCUAUGUGUUAGAAGAUGGACCAGAGGAAGAUGGAAAAGAGCAAAUUGUUAUAAUUGGAAAUAAACCCGUGGAAACUAUUGGUUUUGACUCUAUUAUAAAACAGCAAAGUCAGCUGAGCAAGUUGCAAGAAAUUUCUCUGAGGAACUGUGCCGUGAAUGGUGCUGGUGACAAAGGAGCAAUUGCCAAAGCGUGUCCUAAUAUCAGAAAAGUAGAUUUGUCAAGAAACCUGUUGUCCUCGUGGGAUGAAGUCCUAGAUAUUGCUGAUCAGCUGAAACAUCUGGAAGUUCUUAAUCUCAGUGAGAAUAAACUCAGCUUUCCCUCGGGUUCACCAGUUCGAACCGGAACAUUUCCUGCACUGAAGGUUUUAGUCCUUAACCGAACAGGAAUAACAUGGGUGGAGGUGCUCCGGUGUGCCGCUGGGUGGCCGGUCCUUGAGGAGCUGUACCUCAAGUCUAACGAUCUCCUCAUUUCGGAAAGGCCAGCUGAUGUCCUGCAGACAGUCAAGUUAUUAGAUCUUUCCUCUAAUCAAUUAAUUGAUGAAAAUCAGCUGUUUCUAAUAGCCUAUCUGCCCAGAUUAGAACAACUCAUCCUUUCUGACAUUGGACUUUCUUCUAUACAUUUUCCAGAUGCUGGAUCUGGGCAUAAGACAUCCAUGUUUCCUUCCUUGCAGUACCUCGUCGUGAAUGACAAUCAGAUAUCACAAUGGUCGUUUAUCAACGAGCUGGAUAAGUUACCGAGUCUGCAGGCUCUGUCCUGCAGCAGAAACCCCCUGACUGAAGGGAGCAAAGCAGCACAUACCACGCGUGGGCUCAUCAUCGCCAAAAUCGGUCAGUUGAAGACCCUGAACAAAUGCGAGAUCCUGCCGGAGGAGAGGCGCGGCGCCGAGCUCGAUUACCGGAAGGCGUUCGGCAACGAGUGGAAGGCAGCGGGCGGCCACCAGGACCCCGACCGGAACCGGCCCCACGCGGAGUUCCUUGCGGCGCAUCCCCGGUACCAGUCGCUGUGCCUCAGGGCCUGGUUUAUCGUGAUCCGUGUUUAUGCUUCUUGCACAGAAUACGGUGCGCCUGAAGAUGGGGAACUCAAGACACAACAGCCGUUUUUGCUCAAAAACCAGCUACUAACACUGAAGAUAAAAUAUCCUAAUCAAGUUGAUCAGAAAGUCCUAGAGAAACGACUGCCAGACUCCAUGACAAUUCAGAAGGUGAAGGGACUGCUGGCCCGUCUUCUCAAAGUUCCUGUGUCAGAACUGCUGCUGUCCUAUGAAAGCCCCAAAAUGCCUGGCAGAGAGAUCGAGCUCGAAAAUGACCAGCAGUCGUUACAGUUUUAUUCUGUGGAAAGUGGAGAUUGUCUGUUGGUGCGAUGGUAAUAAUGAACUAAGAAAGUCUGGGGACUACACUGAUUAUCAUGACUGGGUGUGGGGGUCACCGGAAAUAAAGGAUUUAUUGGAACAAUUCUGUCAGAAAAAGAGGUUUUACGACUUGCCCUAAGCGUAGAAAAGGUGGUAUUUUCACUGGGAAGAGACCAUUUCUAGGCUUGUAUGUAACAGCAGUAAUAAAGGCUUUGCACCUACUAA